Molecule: messenger RNA, 2244 nt
Organism: Megalops cyprinoides (Indo-Pacific tarpon)
Lineage: Eukaryota; Metazoa; Chordata; Actinopteri; Elopiformes; Megalopidae
Gene: gclm
Product: glutamate-cysteine ligase, modifier subunit
Exons: 7
Coding region: 171-992 (273 amino acids)
Biological process (GO): glutathione biosynthetic process
Cellular component (GO): glutamate-cysteine ligase complex
Molecular function (GO): glutamate-cysteine ligase catalytic subunit binding; enzyme regulator activity
Source: RefSeq, a predicted model, not a curated record
UCUGGGCGUGUCGAUAGUCUGCCGCUACCUCGCUCCCUCUCCCUACACAAACUACAGCGCAAAGUCAUGCCAGUUCCUAGUUAAACCUGAGCAACGAGUGGUGUAGUCAUACACAGGAAUCUGCUACGGUGACCGGCUGUCUGUUGUACGACUUUGUUUCAUCCCGCCAUAUGGAUACUCAGAACACCAAAGCAAAGUUGCUGCUCAACCAUGCUACGACUCUGAAUUUGCACACGGGGAAUUUGGUGAACCGAAGCCGCCUGAAGAAAAAAUGCCCUUCCUCACCUAGUGAGGAGCUUCAAGACUGUAUUCGAGCCACGCUCAGUGAAUGGUCCACCACAACAGCUUCAACUGCAGGAAAGGAACUACCCAGUACACUUGACUGUUGCAUUGCUCAAGCUACAGAUGAAAUCACACCUGAAGAGCGAGAGGAGCUGAAGGUUUCAGUGAAGGUCUUCCUCAGUGGAUCAGACUGCUCUUCCAUCAGAAAUGCAGUAGAUCUGGCUUGUCUGUCCCUGGGUGUGUCCCAGCUGGACUCAGUGAUAAUUGCACCCCCUCCGCUGCCUGAAGGAGAGACUCUGACACUAGAGCACCUGCAGCCCCUAUGGACAGAGCUGGAAAGCCUAGUACAGAGCCUCAAGAUUGCUGCCAUUGGCACCUCUGAUCUGGACAAGUCUCUUCUGGAGCAGCUCUACAACUGGGCUCAGGUGAAACCCAGCAGUAACCAGGUUAAUCUGGCCUCCUGCUGUGUGAUGCCACCUGACUUGACUGCAUUUGCCAAAGAGUUUGACAUCCAGCUGCUCACUCACAACGACCCAAAAGAACUGAUUUCAUCCACAAGUUUCCAGGAGGCAGUGCAGGAGAGCACUCAGGACCAGCAGGUGGCGGACUGGAGUCUGGAGUGGGUUCUGCGCUACUCUGUUAUAGUAAAAAGUAGAGGGAUCAUCAAAUCAAAGGGCUACCUUGUUCAGGCCAAAAGGAGAAACCUGUAGCAUCUUCACUGGAAGUCUGCUCUCAGUGUGUUACCCAUGACCAGUGAAUCCAGAUGAAUAUUUAACCUAUCCUCUUCAACUGCCGUGGGGGCAUUGUUCAUGGUCUGGCAGAGACGGCGGUAUCUUAAUAAUGCUAGGAAGCAUGAUUAAAAGCCCACAUCAAAAUGUGAAGUGCCUCUCUUUGUCUUGACAGUUUUGCUUGUACACUUCUACUUUGUUUCUGUUUCUUGUUUCAUUUGACCUUUAUAGCUAAAAGUUAUUACUCCUAUGAAGCAUGAAUUCAUAAAGUUGUUGCAGACCAAGUCAUGUCUAUAUGUUUGCAAUGUAACAUUUGUUAUAAUUGUUAGACAUAAUUACUUGGGAGCGUUUUUUUUUUUCCUAAAAAGGAGGACAGCCACAGAUUCAUGUAGAUAAAUUAGUAAUUCAUGUCUUCUCAUGUAAUAGAUGAGAAAAUUUGAAUGGAACAGGGGUUAAGGCAGAAGUGUACUUUUGAUAGGCUGUUAUUUAUAGUCAUUGAGGUCUGCAGUAUUGUUAUCGGGGCCAAGUCCAAAACUGUGUUAACUCAGCCUUGGGUUGCCUUGGAGAGAGUCACAGUUUACUGACGCACCCACUACUAUGCAGGUAACCAGGCAACAGGCUGACCCUUCUCAGAACUUUUGGAGGGCCAAGUGAGUUUCAGAGGUUCAUGUUCAGUAAUAUUUACUCAUUUUUAAUAUAAUUUAUUUAAUUUUUUAACAGUCAAAAAUGUAAUGACCCCUCAUUAAUGUAUUUUUUUAAUCUGACAUGUCUUGAGAGUUCAUUUGGACUUAUACUGUCCCUUGUCCUGACUAGUCAUUUCAGAUUCUGAUGUGAGAACAGCCCUUUAUAAUAUGCUCUCCUCUUCACCAGAAAUGCUAAUAUAAAAAAUAUAAUAUUAUGUCAUGAAAAUCAUGUGAUAUGGACUGCAGUGUACAUGCAUGGGUCUUGGCAAAGCCACAUGUCUCCUAAAUGAUUGUAAAUAUAGUAGCUGACAAAUUCUAAACUGGAUGAAGACUAAUCACAAACUUGUAAUCAGGUUGUGGUCUAUUUGAAAUUUUGCCUUUAUUAUUUAUUCACCAUGGAUAAAAUGUCAGGAAGGGCAUGUCAUUUCUGAAAGGUAAAUCUAUCCUCAGUACUGUAAAGUUAAUAUAUGAAUUGUACCCCUUAUCUGUAUAUCAAGUUUUUGAAUGGUGUUAUUAAAUGGGGAAAGAAGUGGACUGCUUGUGCUCCUUAA